AUGGUUUUGAAGUCUACUUCUGCGAAUGAUGUUUCAGUGUAUCAAGUUUCUGGUACAAACGUUUCAAGAUCGUUGCCCGAUUGGAUUGCUAAAAAGCGGAAGAGACAAUUGAAGAAUGAUUUAGAGUACCAAAAUAGGGUAGAACUAAUUCAAGACUUUGAGUUCAGUGAAGCCUCCAAUAAGAUUAAAGUGAGUAAGGAUGGACAAUAUUGCAUGGCUACUGGCACGUACAAACCCCAAAUUCACGUCUAUGAUUUUGCCAAUUUGUCAUUAAAAUUCGAUAGACAUACGGAUGCUGAAAACGUCGACUUUACCAUUAUUUCUGAUGAUUGGACUAAAAGUGUACAUUUACAGAAUGACAGGAGUAUUCAAUUUCAAAACAAAGGUGGUUUACAUUAUACUACAAGAAUUCCUAAAUUUGGGAGGAGUUUAGUUUAUAACAAGGUGAAUUGUGAUUUAUACGUUGGUGCCAGCGGCAAUGAGUUGUAUAGAUUGAACUUGGAAAAGGGGAGGUUCUUAAACCCAUUCAAAUUAGAUACUGAAGGAGUGAACCAUGUUUCUAUCAAUGACGUGAAUGGCUUAUUAGCAGCCGGAACUGAAACUAAUGUGGUUGAAUUCUGGGAUCCAAGGUCACGUUCACGUGUUUCCAAGCUCUAUUUAGAGAACAAUAUUGAUAACAGACCAUUUCAAGUCACCGCAACCAGUUUCCGUAAUGAUGGGUUGACUUUUGCAUGUGGUACAUCAAAUGGUUAUUCAUACCUUUAUGAUCUACGUACUUCCGAACCUUCCAUGAUCAAGGACCAAGGUUAUGGAUUUGAAAUCAAAAAAAUUAUUUGGUUGGAUGAUGUUGGCACCGAAAAUAAAAUUGUAACAUGUGACAAGAGAAUUGCUAAAAUUUGGGAUAGACUUGACGGUAAAGCAUACGCUUCUAUGGAACCUAGUGUUGAUAUUAACGAUAUUGAACAUGUUCCAGGUACCGGUAUGUUUUUCACGGCUAACGAAAGUAUUCCUAUGCAUACAUAUUAUAUCCCAAGUUUAGGACCAUCUCCACGUUGGUGCUCAUUCUUAGAUUCUAUCACAGAAGAGUUAGAAGAGAAACCAAGUGAUACUGUUUAUUCAAACUACAAGUUCAUUACUAGAGAUGACGUCAAGAAAUUGAACUUAACACAUUUGGUUGGGUCCAGCGUAUUAAGAGCAUACAUGCAUGGUUUCUUUAUUAACACUGAACUUUACGAUAAGGUUUCAUUGAUUGCUAAUCCUGAUGCCUAUAAAGAUGAAAGAGAAAGAGAAAUUAGACGUAGAAUUGAAAAAGAAAGGGAAUCCAGAAUCAGAAGUUCAGGGGCUGUUCAAAAACCUAAAGUUAAAGUCAACAAAACAUUGGUUGAUAAGUUAUCUCAAAAACGUGGUGACAAAGUUGCAGGAAAAGUCCUCACUGAUGACCGUUUCAAAGAAAUGUUCGAGGAUGAAGAAUUUCAAGUUGAUGAAGAUGAUUAUGAUUUUAAGCAAUUGAAUCCAGUGAAGUCCAUCAAAGAAACCGAAGAAGGGGCUGCUAAACGUAUCAGAGCAUUGACUGCUGCUGAAGAAUCCGACGAGGAAAGAAUUGCAAUGAAGGACAGCAGAGGUCAUUAUGACUAUGAGGAUGAAGAAUCUGACGAGGAAGAAUCUGAUGAUGAAAUAAAGCAACAGUCAAACAAAGAAGAAUUAAGCGAGAAAGACUUAAGAAGGAUAGAAAAACAAAGGGUACUAAUUGAGAAGAGAAAGAAGGAGAAGGAACAAAGCGAACGAUUUAUGAACGAAAUGAAAGCUGGCACUUCAACGGAUACGCAACAAGACGAAGGUGCUCAUGCUACUUUUGGAGAACAAGUCGGUGAACUGCGUGGAGCGGAAAAUGGAAAGAAAUCGAAUGAAUCUAUUUUACGUCGCAACCCACGUGGUGAGGCUGAGCUCACUUUUAUUCCCCAAAGAAAAAGCAACAAGGAUAGAAGCAAUAAACCAAGGCGUCAUGACAAUUCAUUGGAUGAAGAAAAUGUUGACGCAGAUAGCAAUAAGAAAGAUAAUGGUAGGUCAAAACCCAGGUUCGACAACAGAAGAAGAGCCAGCAAGAAUGCAUUCCGUGGUAUGUAG
Molecule: messenger RNA, 2124 nt
Organism: Saccharomyces mikatae IFO 1815
Lineage: Eukaryota; Fungi; Ascomycota; Saccharomycetes; Saccharomycetales; Saccharomycetaceae
Gene: ENP2
Product: ribosome biosynthesis protein ENP2
Exons: 1
Coding region: 1-2124 (707 amino acids)
Biological process (GO): maturation of SSU-rRNA from tricistronic rRNA transcript (SSU-rRNA, 5.8S rRNA, LSU-rRNA)
Cellular component (GO): nucleolus; nucleus; 90S preribosome
Molecular function (GO): protein binding
Source: RefSeq, a predicted model, not a curated record